AUGAGCAAUCCGGCGCAGUCUCAGGCGCCCUCUCAGGUGCCCACCUCUUACCACCCACGACUUCCUGUAGGUCAGGGCCAGUAUCCUUUCCCACACAACGUCUACUUCGCUUCUCCCCCAAUCUCUUCCACAACUAUGCCACAAAACCAUCAACAACCAGUGCCACAGUCACCAGGCCACCACAUGUUUAGCACGGCAAUGGGCCCCCAGCAUAUGCCCCCAGCAAACAGGAACAUGCCGUUGAACAACCAGAGGCCUGGCCAGGGCGGUCCUGGAGUCCCGGCCAUCCACCACCGCAUGCCCGGUCAGGGUGGACUUGGAGUCCCAGCGCCUCAGGCUGUGGCUUCCAACUGGAACUCACCAGCCGGUCUUCAAACACCUCAUCAUGUCGCCAACAAUAAUCCUUCCACCCAAUAUGUGUCGAACAAUACCUCACCAGCAGGACCCCAGGCCCUUGGUCAUAUCGCCAACGGCAACCAUCCCGCUCAAUAUGCGCCUAGAAAUAUUGCUUCGGCAGGUCCCCAGACGCCUCAUCCUGUAGCCAACAGCAACUCUUCUACUCAGAAUGUGCCAGCCAGUACCUCAGCAGGGACUUACCCAGGAUUGUACCAGGCCAGCCCUGCAACGCAACCUAUGCCUCGACCGGCCCAGUUGGCACCACAACCCGUGCCUCGUCACGGCAGCGUGCCACCCCGAGCUCCCAGGCCCGGCCAGGCCCCGGCCAGUAACGGGCAAGGCGUUGCCAGCAACUAUGGACAGAUAAUCAACGGUCAUCAUCUGCCCCCGGGUUUCCGGCCCAACGGAUACCAGACUGCAGGUCGGAUUUCCCAGACGCCCCCUCCCAAGCCCGUCUUCAACGGCGGCCAAUUCCCCCAGUUCAUGCCCCCAGGAAACGGCACCCACCGGGGAACCCCUCCGGCUCAACCUGUGCCUCAGCCCAUGACGCGGUACAAUCUGCCGUCAAGCACACAAACGCCUCCUCAGUCCGUCCAGGGCAGAACUGCAACCCCACCUGUGGCAUCCAGCAGCAACAUUCCCCAGGGCGACAACAUGCCUCCCAGAAACGGCGUUCCUCCUCCGGCGACCAGACAGCCCGCCGCCAACCCCAGUGCUAAGCGUGCUGCAGACCAGGCUGUUUCCCAGCAACCCACCAAGAAACAGAGGAAGCCUGCUAAUCCAGCUCAGAGGCCUGCUACUCUAGCCCAGACGCCUGCUUCUCCAGCCCAACAGCCUCCAACAACCACCGAUCCUGAGCCAGUCGUUUACGACAAAGUCGACCCCCUUCCCCCGACAUGGGCCGAUGAGCCCCCGCACCUCCCCGACUAUGAGCUAGCCAAAAUCGAGACCAGCGUCGUGGUUGAGCCAGACCGCACGAAGCCCUGGCCCGAGGGCAAGGAGGCCCUCGCGUGGGACCAAGCCAUCGCCGAGAUCGUCGAGCUCAUCCAGAAGUACUGCCACAAGGGCUGCCUCCUGCGCCCCACGCCUCUCGCGCGCCUCCGGGAGCUGACCGACGCGAUCGAGGAGUACGUCGCCCGGCCCGGCCGCCCCGGCCCCCUGCUGUUCAAGGAGGGCCAGGACCUGCUGAGCGUGCGGUACGUGCGCGUCAUCGAGGACGGCAUCUGGGACGGCCAGUUCGCGCGCAUCCCCGAGCGCGACUACGACACGUACAAGGCGACGGUUGACGAGGACAGGGAGAGGGUCGUGAGGGAGGCCUGGGAGAAGAGGGCGAGGGAGUACGCCGGCCCGUCGCUGGCUGAGGCGCAGAAGGAGAUCUUCAAGUAUUGA
This is a messenger RNA of Diaporthe citri, 1785 nucleotides long. RefSeq lists its product as uncharacterized. The transcript has 2 exons. NCBI's taxonomy places the organism in Eukaryota, Fungi, Ascomycota, Sordariomycetes, Diaporthales, Diaporthaceae. The record is from RefSeq and is a predicted model, not a curated record. Bases 1 to 1785 code for a protein of 594 amino acids.